AUUGUUUUGAUUGUCAAAAAGAUUACAUUCGAUUUAGUUUGAAAAGAAGUUCUUUGAGUAUGGAUCAUCGGUUACCUCGGGCAGCAUAUCAAUAUYAUUUGGUACUUGAUUUUGAAGCUACGUGUUGGGAUUCAAAAAAGGAGAGAUCGCUCAAACCACAGGAGAUCAUUGAAUUCGCCUUGAAAGUCAAUUCCAAAACAUUCCAAACAGAAGCAGAAUUCCAUCAGUUUGUCAGACCAGUCGUUCACCCACACCUGAGUUCAUUUUGUACUGAGCUUACAGGAAUUAGUACAGAGAAGUUAAUUGAUAAGCCAGACCUAAGAACAACUUUGCAGUUGUUUCAUAUGUGGAUGAGAGAUGAAGGCUUGUUAAAGAAUGGAGUUACUUCAUGCUUUGUCACAUUUGGAAGCUGUGAUCUAAAGAGAAUGUUACCAAGUCAAUGUGAAUAUUUCAGAAUACCUUGCCAUUCAUACUUUAACAAGUGGAUUGAUAUUCAAACAGUUUAUCACUCACUGACAAGCAGAGGGAAGUGUGUAGGAUUGCAGCGAAUGCUUAAUGAGCUUAACUUGAGGCCAGUUGGUAGACAUCAUAGUGGCAUUGAUGAUGCACGUAACACUGCACAUAUCUUAAAAAAAUUAUCAAGAGUACAGCCCUACAUCAUAGCCACAACAGCACUGGAGUACUGAUUCAAACCAGCUGGCAAAAAUCAACCAUUAAUCACAAGAAUUUUAUUGUGUUCAGAAAAUAUACCAGAGCAUCAUUGAAAAGAAACUUUUAAACCCAACUUUUUCCCAGGCUGACUGAUUUGAAUAAUGAUAAGCAGCCAAUAAUGAGAGAGCAGCACAUAAGAAUUUCAAGUAGGGAUUAACCAAUUAUAAUUUAGUAUCUAGGUAUCUACAUAUAUCUAGGUAUGUUGCUGGGUUUGGAUGCAUGAAAGAUAAAAAACACUCGAAUGGCUUCUUGCUUCUGAUGCAUGGUGAACAGUAGCAUAAUAUGCGGUGUUGAGGGCAGAGUGGUACCACUUGGAUAAUGAACACACAAAUGGCUUCUUGCUUCUGAUGCAUGGUGAACAACAGUAGCAUAAUAUGUGGUGUAGAGGGCAGAGUGAUGCUGCUAUGGAUAAAGAACACACGAAUGGCUUCUUGCUUCUGAUGCAUGGUGAACAACAGUAGCAUAAUAUGUGGUGUAGAGGGCAGAGUGAUGCUGCUUGGAUAAGGAACACAYGAAUGGCUUCUUGCUUCUGAUGCAUGGUGAACAGCAGUAGCAUAAUAUGCGGUGUUGAGGGCAGAGUGAUGCUGUUAUGGAUAAAGAACACACGAAUGGCUUCUUGCUUCUGAUGCAUGGUGAACAGCAGUAGCAUAAUAUGUGGUGUUGAGGGCAGAGUGGUACUACUUGGAUAAUGAACAC
Messenger RNA from Actinia tenebrosa (Australian red waratah sea anemone), 1407 nucleotides. RefSeq names its product ERI1 exoribonuclease 3. NCBI's taxonomy places the organism in Eukaryota, Metazoa, Cnidaria, Anthozoa, Actiniaria, Actiniidae. The record is from RefSeq and is a predicted model, not a curated record. Gene Ontology annotation, molecular function: nucleic acid binding; 3'-5'-RNA exonuclease activity.